Fusarium poae is the source of this 471-nucleotide messenger RNA. RefSeq lists its product as uncharacterized. The transcript has a single exon. The record is from RefSeq and is a predicted model, not a curated record. Bases 1 to 471 code for a protein of 156 amino acids. Lineage: Eukaryota; Fungi; Ascomycota; Sordariomycetes; Hypocreales; Nectriaceae.
AUGGGUUUACCGUGCUUAGCACCGCUCUUCUCGCGCUUGACACAUCUUCUCAACAACAAUGAGGGCACCAGUUGGACCGACCGGUGCCAUUUGACACAAGAACGGAUGAAGGGCGCAUUCCGACAUAAGAAGAUCAGUUUGCAGAUGCUCAGGAGAAAGCGCCAGACACCUUCUCAGAGCCAUGACACGAACAAUCUCGUAUCAAGACAACACUCGAGCAUGCUCUACGCAACAAGAUACGAACCAAGUUGCACCACGAAACGCAGAAGUAAAGAACCUGUUUACCAUCACGUUGUCCCUGCUCCAGUGGCAAUACCAUAUUACAUCGAUCGUGCAUGCCAAACUGACUUCUGUCAAACUUCGCCGCCCUCAACAGACGAUCUGGUCUUUGCAAGGGCUUUAGACGAGUGCAGGAUUCCAGAUGGGAGGCCACCUCCGCCGUAUGCUCCUCGAGAUGACUUUAGGUUGUAA